Cylindrotheca closterium is the source of this 1389-nucleotide messenger RNA. The record is from the annotation of a GenBank genome assembly. NCBI's taxonomy places the organism in Eukaryota, Bacillariophyta, Bacillariophyceae, Bacillariales, Bacillariaceae.
AUGGCCGAAGAAACAGCUGAAGUAUCGUUGCGUAGACUAGAGCAAGUUGGUUGCCAACAGCGUUUACCUGGAACCGAUGAGGAAGCAGCGAAAGUUGAAGAGCUACUGGCUGAGGAAUUGGCGAAUCUUUCCAUGUCCGAACAAGAUGUAGCUUCGUUCGAAGUUCACGGUAUUGCAGCUGAAGUUGAAGAAACACCAGAACUUGUUUACCAAUGCUUGAUCGAGCUGGAGGAAGAAGUGCAGAAAAUCAAGAUCAACAAGAAACCAGCAUAUGAGAAGGCUUUGAAGAUGAAUCCUACCUAUGUAACCAGUCAGAGCUUCCGUUUGCAAUUCUUAAGAUGCGAGGCUUUCAACUGCAAGAAUGCGGCAGGACGUCUUGUUCUUCAUUUUCAACAAAAAGAGCAAUUGUUUGGUUCUGGGGAUGUAUUAGUAAGAGAUGUCCGCAUGUCUGAUAUGGACUCUAGCGGACUGAAAGCUUUGGAGUCGGGUGCAUUGCAGUUGCUGCCUACUUGCGACGUUUCUGGCCGGGCAGUAUUGUUGCUUUUCUUAAGGAAAUGGGGUGAUAAACCUAAAGCCAAGACAGCACAACGAAUGCUCUACUAUAUGAUGCAAACCGCGAUGCAAGAUGAAAACAUGCAAAGGAAGGGUAUUGUCGUGAUUCUCUACUUUGUUGGAAACGACGCGAGCUUGUUUGGUUUUAAUAUAUUCAAGAGUGUUUUUCAAACGCGACUAGCCGUGCCACACAGAUUGGAGGCCAUGCACAUUUGUUACGACAGCAAAACCUUGCGCCCAAUUGUUUCUGGAUUGAGAUUUUUCUUGGACAAGCGUGGCAGAACGAGGUCCCGAAUUCAUUUUGGGAACGAGAAACACCUACUAUUCCAGCUGCAGACAUAUGGAAUUCCAAUCGCUGAGGACUCUCCUUUAAAACGAGUGAAUGGUGAACUUCCACUAGCCCCGCAUCGAGAGUGGCUCCAGAUUCGGCAAGCGCAAGAGAUGAAAGUCUCCGGAACAGGGGAGAUACCAAAGACUUUGUUUCCCCAUCGCUUUGAUGUCCUCUUCGGUAGAGGCACGAAGGUACGAUCACAUACUGGAAAUCUUCGAGCGCUCCAGCUUGUAAAUAUGUGGCAAUCCCGAUACGAUGGAGCGUCUUACCGUGCCGUGAAGGCUGAGAUAUCUGAACGCAUCGUAAGCAUUAUUCAUCAGAGUAAAGGGCGAUUUCUGAAAUGGGAAGAAACCGGAUGGGUGGAAGUUGAUGACGAAGCAGCAAGAGACAAGGUUGCCCACUAUUUUCGAAAUCAGCGACGAAUCAAGAGCGACCACGACACAAACAAGCAGUCAACAGCUCCAAAGCGAACUCGAAGCACUGAGAUAGCGGUACAAGUCAUCUAA